Molecule: messenger RNA, 2597 nt
Organism: Fusarium oxysporum Fo47
Lineage: Eukaryota; Fungi; Ascomycota; Sordariomycetes; Hypocreales; Nectriaceae
Product: CHAT domain-containing protein
Exons: 1
Coding region: 45-2384 (779 amino acids)
Source: RefSeq, a predicted model, not a curated record
ACGGCCUUGACGUCUCAAAACAGCAGGGAUCUUCUGCUGGUACUAUGAACAUCAUGCUGACGCAUGGCCUCGGAAACACAGCCAUGUAUCAGUUCAAGUUCUCAGGGAGGUUGGAAGAUAUCAACACAGCCAUCAAGUCUUUUGAGAAGUGUCUCGAAGCAACUGGGCCUACUGAGGUUCGAGCUGGGUCGAGGACAAGAAGCCUCAGUCACGCCCUUCAGCUCAGAUACGACGAUACCGAGGAUGUCAGAGAUGUCAUCAGAGCUGGUCAGAUUGUUGAAGAGGUUCUGGGCAGGAAUCUCAACCUCCCACCGGUCGAAAUCUCGGCAUUGCAUAAUAUGCUAGGAACAGCAUAUCUUCGCCAAUACCACCGAGAAGAAGAUCUAAGUUUUCUUGCUCAAGCUGAGAAUAACUUCAACAAGGCUCUCUCUUGUGGAUGCAUGGAUAAGUUUUACUUAUUCUCAGCGCGGGUUAAUUUGAUGCGUGCGUUGCAGUACAGAGCUAAGAAGACACUCAGCCUGCGAGACCUUCGUGAUGCGCUCGUGAACUUCCAAGAGUGCAUCUCGAUGGGUGGUAUGGACGACAUUAACCGUGGAGGCCUGCUCAUCAAUCAAGCCGAACUACUCAUCGCAAUCUAUACUGUCAGUCCCGCUCCAUUGAGCACCGUCGCUGCAAAUGCAUACUUGAUCAUGACGGCUCAAUUCGCAUCGGCACCAGGUAUCGCUCGUCAUGCGCUCGCGUGGAUGAAAGUCUACGCAUCUAUGUUUGCGCAUGUGGUGGCAAAGGACUCGACAGCUGCAAGAAACUACAUCCGAGAAGCAGCUGAGGAUCUCCCUUUUGCGGUAUAUGCUUGUACCACGCGGGCUGAUCAGUUACGACAAGCGAAGAAGUUUCAAGCCGUGCCGACACUUGCUCUUUGCUUUUCGAUUGCCGCUGGAGAUUCAGUGUUUGAAGCACUUCAACUAUAUGAGAGAAGUCGAUGUGUCUUGUGGGAGGAGAUUCUCAACAAGGGCGUGGAUUCUGGCCUGGACCAGCUGAAGGAGAAGUUCCCAGAUUUGGCAAGUCGGUUCAUCGAAGCGAGGAACUCCGAGAAGGUCAGGGGCCAACGCGCUGCACGCUUCGAUCUUGAUAAGAAGUUUUUGCAGAGUCAGGCGGCUUUCAACAAGUCGACUUCGUUUCAGGAACUGAUAGCCGAGAUCCGAGCAAAGGAUGGGUUCCGGGAUUUUCUCAGGCUUCCACGCGAGGACUCGCACUUCUAUGAACUUGCUGAGUCUGGUCCAAUCGUCAUUGUCGAAACGGAACCUCUGAGUGGGGGCUACGCUCUCAUCAUUACCACCACUGACAUCCGGAAAAUCUCACUUCCCAAAUUCACUGUCGAUGACAUCAGGGAGCACAAGCAACUCUUUCGCGAAGCCAUUGAUAUGUCGAAUGACGGAGAUGGUCAGCGUGGGGAUCUUCUACAUUAUCUACUCACAUGGCUCUGGGAAGUUGUAGCAGAACCGAUUCUACACAGCCUGGGGUACGAUGGGGCUCCUAAAGACGCAAUUUUGCCGAGGGUCUGGUGGUUGACGACGAGCAGCAUUAAUGCUUGGCCCAUUCAUGCGGCUGGAGAUCAUCGACGUGCAGUAGAGACGGGAGAGCGUUGCACGGUGCUCGAUCGAUGCGUUCCAUCCUAUACAAAUACCCUUCGAGGAUUAUCAUUUGUGAGAGAUCGUGAGAAAGAGAUCAUGCAAAAUGGUGGACAUCAGAAAGCGAUGCUGGUUAAGAUGGAGACCACAGAUCACCUUGCGCCACUGCAACAUGCCUCAAGCGAGAUCGACAAUAUUGACACAAUUCUCACUCGCGGAGGAUACGACGCCGUAAUCCAUGACCGCCCAGUCCGAAAAGAGGCACUCAUGGGCCUAUUAAACUCACAGGUCGCCCACUUCGCCUGCCACGGCGAAGUGGACAACUUGAACCCAGCGCGCAGUGGUCUCCUCCUUCGAGACUGGUACACCCAAGAUGCAAAUGGCGAAAUCAUGAGAGGAAACGUCCUCGACGUUCAAAGCAUGAUGUCAGCGCCAAAGAAGCUAAACUGCUCUCUCAUCUAUGUAUCAGCAUGUGAGACGGCUAUCACAGGUGACCCAAUGCUCCCUCAGGAAUCGAUCCAUCUUGCCGCUGGGUUUCAAAUGGCUGGUGUACCCUGUGUAGUGGCUAGUUUGUGGAAAGCCGAGGAUGAAACUUGCGGUCUUGUCUCCAAGGUCUUUUAUGGUGAUUUACUGAAAGAAGGUCCAGGUGUUACAGGAGAUCGGUCUGCGAGGGCGUUGAGACUAGCUGUUCUGGAACAGCGACAAGCUGGGAUUGAUCCAAGGUUCUGGGCAACUUGGGUUCAUUAUGGUCCUUGAACGUUAUCUUGAGUAGAAUCUGAUUGGUAUCUGAUGCAUCAGCUAUCUGGGUAACCAACUCAAAAUAACACUUUCAAAAACAUACAUCAGACAGCAUGCCAACUACCCACAUAACAGCCCAAGAUAAACUGAAACCUUAUCAUAUGAUCAAUGGCCUGUUAGUAUUGGCAUACUUACGUUUAAACUAAAUUUUGAUUUUUAUUACAUCUUGGA